Messenger RNA from Pipra filicauda (Wire-tailed manakin), 1093 nucleotides. RefSeq names its product solute carrier family 4 member 5 (gene SLC4A5). Lineage: Eukaryota; Metazoa; Chordata; Aves; Passeriformes; Pipridae. Gene Ontology annotation, biological process: bicarbonate transport; transmembrane transport; monoatomic anion transport. Gene Ontology annotation, molecular function: solute:inorganic anion antiporter activity; sodium:bicarbonate symporter activity. The transcript has 4 exons. Gene Ontology annotation, cellular component: plasma membrane. Bases 25 to 567 code for a protein of 180 amino acids. The record is from RefSeq and is a predicted model, not a curated record.
UGGGAUCGGUGCAAGCUCUUCCUCAUGCCGGCCAAGCACCAGCCCGACUACGUGUUCCUGCGGCACGUCCCCCUACGGCGCAUCCACCUCUUCACCCUGGUGCAGAUCAUCUGCCUGGCCGUGCUCUGGAUCCUCAAAUCCACCGUGGCCGCCAUCAUCUUCCCCGUCAUGAUUUUAGCCCUGAUCCUGGUCAGGAGGCUGCUGGAUUUUGUCUUCUCCCAACACGACCUGGCCUGGAUCGACAACAUCAUCCCUGAGAAGGAGAAGAAGAAAGAGGAUGACAAGAAGAAGAAGAAAAAAGGCAAUAAAGGAGACAGCAGCAGUGACGAGGAGGAAAGAGGGCCUCCACCUGGAGCUUUGCGUUCUGAUUCCUCCCCGAAUGGUUCAGACAUGGAUCGCAGUAUUACCCUCCACCUGAAGAUUUCCUGCCCAUCCUCUCCUGCCUUUAACUACUCCCGGAGCCCCAUCUGUGCCGUGCCCCAGGUGAAGAUCGAGAUGGAGUCGGAUUAUGAGGACACGGACACGGAGAAGGCCCCGCGGGACAUGGGCAGUGAGACCACGUUAUAGCCCCCCAGCCCCCAGUUUAUAUAUAUAUAUAUACACAGACACCUGCACAUUCAUAUAUAUAUAUAUAAAGGAAAUCGGGCUUAUUUUUCUAUGGGAGACUGGAGGCCCCAGGGGUUUUGCCCCAGGGGUUUUUAGUGCCGUGAGGUGUCGGGUUUCCAGCCCUUCCCGCUGGGAAAGGGGGCUGGAAAGGUGGAAUUGGUGAUUUUGGCCCCGGAGCUGCUGCAGGGCUGGAGCAGCUGGAGGGGAUUGGGAUGUGGGAGCAGCUGAUGUGCUGGAGGAAAAGGGGGUGAUGCUUUUCGGGGGGAUUUUGGGGUAGGGAGGAGGGUUGAGUGGCUGAGGGAGAUUUGGCCCUGCUCCCAAAUCCCUGGAAUCACGAUGUGGCUCUUGGGGAGGCUUGUUUUGGGAAGGGUGCUGGUCCAAGGGGUGGGGUCCUUUCCAUGGGAUCCCAGGUGUGGUGGGAGCGUCCAGAGGGACCUGGAUCUGCUGGGAUUGGGCUGAGGAGGAAGAGGAGGCACAGCAGGAUGGA